UAAUAAUCAUAAAUCGGGACAUUGUUUUUUAUUUUAUUUUAUUUUUUUUUUUUUAAUUUUAUUUAAACUUUUAAGAAAGAUUCACACUUCCUCCUAUGACGUGCGUGAUAAAGUGCUUGGGAUUGUGUGUUAACGAGUAGAAGAGAAAAAAUAAUAAAAAAAAAAAAAAUAUAAUCGGUCCAGAGGUAAGGUAUUAUACCGAACGAUUUUCUUUCCCGCACGCACUUUUAUCGACAUCGACCGCAUUAGCCUUUCAUUUUUGUCCAGGUUCAAGAAAACCUACAAGAUUAGUAACAAUAUGGGGAAUAUUCAAGAUUUACACUAACGCCAUCCAAUGGACGUUGGCCGAAGCUUUCUCUUUAACCUUUUUCUUCAGAGAUGGCGUUACCAUAGUGGCGGGAAUAUUUUUUAUUCAAAUUUUCAACCCCUCGUUAGGUCAUAGUUUUUAAAGAAUUUUGACUUGGAAAGUAAUAUUGAAAGCUUACAUUUUUGUUAAUAGACAUAUACAGAUACAUAUUUUGUAUCUAGGAAUAAAAAUAAUAUUAAACUAUUAAAACAUUAAUGUGACACGAGACGAGUGAAGAGAGUAGGCAGGAAAAUAAAAUAAAAUGCAAACAGAGAGAGGGAGCCAACGGUAGUAGGUGAGAAUUAAAUGGGAUGGUAGGAAGCUUGAGGGGCAAGGGGAUGUUUAGUGGGAUGGGGGUUUGGUGGUGGAAGAGAAGGUUAGGGAAGGGCGAAAGGAAGGGAACGACGGAGAACGAGGAAGCAGUCGGAAGAGAGAGCUGGCGGAGUAGUCGGGCAAGAGCGAGCGCGAGUGGGGCGAGGUUGUUGCGGGAGUCACGGAGCAAGAGACCUUUUAAGAUAUGGGACAGUUGGCGUAAUGUAAGAAAGGGACUGGUAGUAAGCAAUUUCGAGGAACUGAUACAUCGUGGUAAAGAAAAAUUGGGCGUACCGCAGAACGAGAAUGUUUCUUUAGUAUUGGAAUCUGACGGGACACAAGUUGAAGACGGUGAAUACUUCAAGACACUAGCCAAUAAUACGAUUUUACUUUUAUUGCGGCAUGGUGAACGGUGGUGUCCAACUGGCGUUGACAUCAUACGAGCCGCAAUAUCAGCGAUACCGAAAAUAGUUUGCGAAACAAUUCACGCCCUGGAGCUGCACGAUGAGACGCCAUCGUGGAAAAUUAUGGACAAUAAGGGACGAGUCACAGUGGUCCUACAUUGGGACCAACGUUCGUCGUCGUCGUCGCAGGUUCAAUCGCAGUCGAAGGGGGCGGAUGCCCAGUCCUCUAAAUAUUCGCCAACUAAGAAAGCCGAUCUGAGCGGGAGUCAACGACCCUCGUUGGUGAUUCAAACUAGCCUUGACAAGUUGAAUUAUGGGGGAAAGCCAACACAUUUGCCGGGCGGCGAGCUAGGUCCAAGCAGAUACGCGAGUCCCCAAAUCACUGUGAUAAAUCAUGAUGAUAUGCAACAACAGCAGCAACAACAACAACAGCAGCAACAACAGGCUCAGCAAGUGCACAGUAUGCCAGGUCGUUUGGUGAAGCAAGGAACGAAUUCGUUCGAAAGUACGACCAUCCAUAUCCAUACGCCAGAGUGUUCAAAUCACAUACAUCAGCCGGUAGCUAGGAACGGUAGUCCUGUAAACGGGGCGGACAACGGUACCACAGGAGAAUGCGAUUUUCAUUGUUGUGCAUUGCACGAGGAGGGUCGUAGGAUUGCGGUGCACAAAUCUGUUGCAACAUCACCCAUUCAGGAUAGUCAACAUCAACAGUAUCAACAGCAACCGCAUCAUCAUCCGCAUCAGCAACAACAACAACAGACCCAAACCCAAACACCGUCGCCUCAACCACCCUCAUCGUUAUCAGAUGGUACGAGGCGAUCGGGAUUGGGCAAGGGUCACGUAAGAUUUCGCGAUACCACUGACGAAGAAUCGAGUCCACGUUUAGGUCCUGGAAAUUCGACCGGUGGUUUUCAUCUGCAUCAUCAUCAUCACAAUCAUCAUCAGGAGCACGACAGCUCCGAAUCAGAAACCGAGAAUACGAUUAUGGAGGACGAGAUACACACCUCCGAAAAAUUUUUAUUGCUCAUCGAUCAAUUAACCGUAGAUCAAAAGCAUCAUUUAAGUAUAAAGGACAUAGGCAUCAUAUUAGAACGUUUAAGCUCAAAAAUAUUGGACGUAGAAAGAUUGGAUCGUGAGAGCGAAAGUGAGGAGUGUUACAAUUGGACGAUCAAGGCAAUCAUCAGGGGUGACGUAUUACGCGAAUUAGGUGUCAUUUAUAAUGGAAAUUAUUAUGCUAUCUCGGAACAUCCGGGAUACAAAGAGGAGUCCGAAGAGAAUAACGAGGAUAACGAGGAGGAGGAGGAGGAUAGACUUUAAUACGAUGUUGUUUUAUUAAACGGACAUACUGACAGCAGACAGCAGACAUAAAAGAAACCAAAAAAAAAAAAACACAAAAAAUAAGAAAAA
Messenger RNA from Polistes dominula (European paper wasp), 2469 nucleotides. RefSeq names its product DNA fragmentation factor-related protein 2 (gene Drep2). Lineage: Eukaryota; Metazoa; Arthropoda; Insecta; Hymenoptera; Vespidae. Gene Ontology annotation, biological process: regulation of apoptotic process; apoptotic process. The record is from RefSeq and is a predicted model, not a curated record.